AUGAAGGAAAAGUCCAAGAACGCAGCCAAGACUCGCAGAGAGAAGGAGAACGGAGAGUUCUACGAGCUGGCCAAGCUGCUGCCUCUGCCCGCGGCCAUCACCUCCCAGCUGGACAAGGCCUCCAUCAUCCGGCUGACCAGCAGCUACCUGAAGAUGAGGACGCUCUUCCCGGACGGUCUGGGGGAUCAGUGGGGCGAGACCACCAGGUUGAGUCCUCUGGACAGCAUGGUUAAAGAACUGGGCUCCCACCUGCUACAGACUCUGGACGGUUUCGUCUUCGUGGUGGCCUCUGACGGUAAAAUCAUGUACAUCUCUGAAACAGCAUCGGUCCACCUCGGCCUGUCCCAGGUGGAGCUGACAGGGAACAGUAUAUUUGAGUACAUCCACCCAUCGGACCACGACGAGAUGACCGCUGUGCUCGGGAUCCACCAGCCUCCUCACCCUCACUUCUCUUCAGAGUAUGAAGUGGAGCGCUCCUUCUUCCUGAGGAUGAAGUGUGUUCUGGCGAAACGGAAUGCGGGGCUCACAUGCGGAGGCUAUAAGGUGAUCCACUGCAGCGGCUACCUGAAGGUGCGUCAGUACGUCGUGGACCUGCCCAUCUACGAGUCCUGCUAUCAGACCGUCGGCCUGGUGGCUGUGGGCCACUCGCUCCCUCCCAGCGGCAUCACCGAGAUCAAGCUCCACAACAACAUGUUCAUGUUCCGGGCCAGCCUGGACUUCAAACUCAUCUUCUUGGACUCCAGGGUGGCAGAUCUGGUGGGAUACGAGCCUCAGGACCUGAUAGAGAAGACCCUCUACCACCACGUUCACGCCUGCGAUGUUCUCCACCUGCGCUUUGCUCACCACCUGCUCCUGGUGAAGGGCCAAGUCACCACCAAGUAUUACCGCAUGUUGUCCAAACAUGGCGGCUGGGUUUGGAUGCAGAGCUACGCCACCAUCGUCCACAACAGCCGCUCCUCCAGGCCUCACUGUAUCGUCAGCGUGAACCACGUCCUCACCGACAUCGAGGGCAAAGACCUUCAGUUAUCAGAGGACCAGAGUCAGGCCAACAGGCCGAGACUCGUGUUCACUUCCCCUCAGGAGCAUCGCAAACAAUUCAAGAACACAGCAAGCAGAGUGAGGAGCAAACAGAGAGCUGCUCCGUACCCACAGCAGGCCUGCAGUCACUUCCACCCGGACUACUCUCCGCCGAGGAGCGUGUCCAUGGAGAGGCUGCUGUACCCACUGACCUCCUCGGGUUCAAGUCCUGAAGCACCCCAAGAGUCUGGAUGCAACCGGUCCUUCCACUACUCUUGCAGCCUCUGGCAAGAGUCCAGUUCGGUCUCCAGCCCUCAUCCACCUCACCAGAUACCUGGGUCGUCCAACUGCAGGCGGGCAGCAGGACGGGACCUGUCGAGGGCCAGCAAGGGCCCCCCACUCAUCAGCAGAUACACAGGUGACCCGACGACCCAAGAGGAGCAGUACUGUGACUCAGGCCCCAGAACAUCCUCCACGUGUAGGCUACAGCAGGGACUGAACGAACGUCUCCAUGACGACGGGAAAGUCUUCCAACAUUGCCGACCUCAUGUCACCAGGGGCAGUAAAUCCUCAGGACAUCUCAGAAGCAGAGCAGGACAUGCAGGGGGCGCUGACCUCUCCUGCCCUCUGCUGAGCAGCCUGGUUGUUGGGAAAGAGGAGCAGGGAGGAUUCCAGCAUCUUCCUGUGCAGAUGGUCCUGGAGCAGAGGAGAAUGCUUUACAUGAUGGAAGCCCCGUACAGACGCGGAGCAGCCACACAGCACGCGGAGGAGCGAGUCGCUGCAGGGGAGCUGGAGAGGGAGAGAAUGUGGUUUGGGAUGGGGCAAUCUCCGUACGUGUCACUUAACUUCCAGCAGCUUUUGGGGAGUUCACAUUUUGGCUCACUGUCUCAUGUGACUGAUGGCUACCAUGGCAAAGACUCCUACAACCAGCAGAGCCCCGAUUCUAGCUUGUCCCCAAAGGGUCCCCGAGAGAUCCCCCAUUACAUCGGGACUUCAGUCAUCAUCGCCAAUGAGAGGUGA
Messenger RNA from Synchiropus splendidus (mandarinfish), 2037 nucleotides. RefSeq names its product SIM bHLH transcription factor 2 (gene sim2). NCBI's taxonomy places the organism in Eukaryota, Metazoa, Chordata, Actinopteri, Syngnathiformes, Callionymidae. Bases 1 to 2037 code for a protein of 678 amino acids. The record is from RefSeq and is a predicted model, not a curated record. The transcript has 11 exons. Gene Ontology annotation, biological process: regulation of transcription by RNA polymerase II. Gene Ontology annotation, molecular function: RNA polymerase II transcription regulatory region sequence-specific DNA binding; DNA-binding transcription factor activity, RNA polymerase II-specific; protein dimerization activity.